GUCCUCAGACUCUCUCUCCCUGCAGCCUACAUGGAUCCAGACUACCUCUGCGAUUACCCAGCAGCCCUGGCGCCGCCGUCGCCUCGGCGAUACUCGCCGCUGCCCCGCGGCAUCAUGGGAGAGGAGGAGUACUCCAGGGAGCCGCGGCGCGUCGGCAUCCAGCGGGGGGCCACCGGGCUGGGCUUCAACAUCGUGGGGGGGGAAGAUGGAGAGGGCAUCUUCAUCUCCUUCAUCCUGGCGGGGGGGCCGGCCGACCUGAGCGGGGAGCUGAGGAAGGGGGACCAGAUCCUGAGCGUGAACGGGGUGGACCUGAGGUUCGCCACACAUGAACAGGCAGCAGCAGCUCUGAAGAACGCCGGGCAGACGGUGACCAUCGUGGCUCAGUACAGACCAGAGGAGUACAGUCGCUUUGAGGCAAAGAUCCACGACCUGAGAGAGCAGAUGAUGAACAGCUCAUCAGGCAGCCUGAGAGCCAACCGCACCUUCUACGUCAGAGCCUUGUUUGACUACGAUAAGCAGUGGGACUGCGGCGUUCUGUCUCAGGCUCUGGACUUUAACUUCGGGGAGGUUCUCCAUGUGAUGGACAGCGCUGACGACGAGUGGUGGCAGGCCAGAAGACUCAACCAGCAGGGGGAGCUAGAGGAGCUGGGAUACAUCCCCUCCAAGCACAGGGUGGAGAGGAAGGAGUGGUCCCGCAUGAAGAGUAAAGGUAGAGACGGUUUCAUCCACAGCUACGAACUCGUCACUCAGAUUGAAGUGGACUACGCCCGUCCCGUCAUCAUCCUGGGUCCGACCAAAGACCGGGUCAACGACGACCUGCUGUCUGAGUAUCCAGACAAGUUCGGCUCCUGCGUUCCCCACACCACCCGUCCCCGUAGGGACUACGAGAUGGACGGGCGGGACUACCACUUUGUGUCGUCACGGGAACAGAUGGAGCGGGACAUCCAGUCGCACCGCUUCAUCGAGGCGGGGCAGUACAACAACCACCUGUACGGGACAUCAGUGCAGAGCGUCAGGCAGGUGGCCGAGCAGGGGAAGCACUGCAUCCUGGAUGUUUCAGCCAACGCUGUGAGGCGUCUGCAGGCGGCUCACCUCCAUCCCAUCGCCAUCUUCAUCCGCCCGCGCUCCCUGGAGAACAUCCUGGACCUGAACAAGCGUCUCUCAGAGGAUCAGGCCAGGAAAGCUCUGGACCGAGCCGUCAAGCUGGAGCAGGACUUCCUGGAGUGUUUCACAGCCGUUGCCCAGGGCGACAGCUUCGAUGAGGUCUAUCUCCAGGUGAAGCUGGUCAUCGAGGAGCAGAGCGGACCGUACAUCUGGGUUCCUGCCCAGGACAGACUCUGAUUGGCUGGCCUCUGUCUCCAUGGCAACCACCAUCACCUCCUCCAUCUGCUGUGGGCGGAGCCACAGGACAUGGACAAUUUACACCUGAAAAGGACGAGCUCAGACUGCUGUAACCAUGGCGACCACUUCCUGUCCAGAGAGACGAAUAAUCCUGAUAACGAACCAGAGACUGUAGGAGCAGAUCCAAGUAUUUAUAGAAACAUAUUUAUCAUUAUUUAUUAAGACUUUCUGUGAUGUGGAAGUGGGCUGUGUGUGUGUGUGUGUGUGUGUGUGUGUGUGUGUGUGUGUGUGCAUACAGACUUGUGUGACUGUAAAUAAAACCAAGGGGCUCAAACACACAGUCUAUUCAGGGCUUAAACUACCACACAACCACUGGACUACAACUCCCACAAUCCUCCUCUUUAGGACUACAACUCCCUCAGCUCUCCUGUCAGAGCCGGCCCAAGGCAGAAGCAACCUAAACCAAACUCUGAGGUCUAUCAGAGACUCCCAUGACUCGUCAGAUCUAAAAUAUUUAGAUCUGAUGGUUGAGAAAAAGAUCAUUUUUUUUUAUUUUUUGUAUUUAUUUUAUUUAAUGGUUUCAUAAGAGAAAUAUUUGUUUAAAAUUUAGUUUCAGUUUACUUUGUAAAACAUCCACAUCAUCCUCCAUCUGGACUACAACUCUGUUUGGAUUCUUUCUGUUUUUUGGACUACAACCCAAUGCUCCUCCUGUUUGGACUCUAACUCCCAUCAUGCCGUUCUGUUGGGCUGAAGGACUCCAUGUGAUCUCAGCAUCACAUUUCAUAUCAAGUCUUUCUCAGAUGCAGCCUCCUGCAUCACACAGGACUACAUUACCCAGAGUUCCCUGCUCCAUGGACCCUGGCAGCAGCAAUGAACUGCUGGCUCAGCAGAAGACAUUCGGACCAAACUGGACUCAAAAAGAACCUUUCAGUCCAUCGGGAUCCUCAGAACCUCUGAGCUGGUUCUGUUGCUGGAACGGGUCAGGCUGGAGAUGAUCAGGAGGGAAAGACUCCUUACACACACCUGGACACACCUGGACCAGAAGAGGCUGCUGGUCUCAAAGCUUAUUGUAAAAACAGAAAAGUUAGUUAUUAAUGAAAUUCAAAUAUUUAAUAAAUUCCUUAUAAAA
Poecilia latipinna (sailfin molly) is the source of this 2470-nucleotide messenger RNA. RefSeq names its product disks large homolog 4-like. The coding region runs from base 31 to 1341 and encodes 436 amino acids. Gene Ontology annotation, cellular component: basolateral plasma membrane; neuron projection; neuromuscular junction. The transcript has 11 exons. Gene Ontology annotation, biological process: postsynaptic neurotransmitter receptor diffusion trapping; chemical synaptic transmission; embryo development. The record is from RefSeq and is a predicted model, not a curated record. Lineage: Eukaryota; Metazoa; Chordata; Actinopteri; Cyprinodontiformes; Poeciliidae. Gene Ontology annotation, molecular function: ionotropic glutamate receptor binding; protein kinase binding.